Molecule: messenger RNA, 787 nt
Organism: Xiphophorus hellerii (green swordtail)
Lineage: Eukaryota; Metazoa; Chordata; Actinopteri; Cyprinodontiformes; Poeciliidae
Gene: ggcta
Product: gamma-glutamylcyclotransferase a
Exons: 4
Coding region: 55-651 (198 amino acids)
Molecular function (GO): gamma-glutamylcyclotransferase activity
Source: RefSeq, a predicted model, not a curated record
CUCGACUUUACCUGGAAGUCCGAGUUCCCGGAAGCUUAUUGGAAACUAGUUACGAUGUGGCGUAUGUCGUAUAGUUUCUACAUAUUUUUACUCAUUGCUAUAUGUUUUGUAGAAAUGUCAGGCAGCAGCGACGGUAAUUUUAUGUACUUUGCGUUUGGGAGCAACUUAUUGAGGGAAAGACUGCAGCUAAAUAAUCCAUCGGCUGCGUUCGUCUCUACAGGUCGACUAAAGGACUACAAGCUGAACUUUGGCCUGUGGGAGGAACACGUGGAAAACUCGUGGCACGGCGGAGUGGCCACCAUCGAGUCCUGUCCGGGCGAAGAGGUGUGGGGUGUAAUCUGGACUUUGAGCAAUGAAAACCUCCCAACCUUGGACAAACAGGAAGGUGUGAGCCAUGGAAUGUACUCCCCGCUGGAGGUCUCUGUUGAGAUUGAUGACGGUGUGCUACAAUGCAGGACGUACCAGAUGAACAACUUUCACGCCUCUCCUCCAUCUCCGCAGUACAAACAGGUGGUGUGCCUGGGAGCAGAACAGAACGGGCUUCCAAGGGAAUACCUGAACAGGCUGGAGGCCAUUCAGACCAACAACUACUCUGGCCCCUCAGUCCUGGAUCAAAUUAGAACCGUGACGCAGCUACCUGGAAUUAAGUGAACAAAAAUACAAUAAUGAGGUUUCUAGAACAUUUAAGCCUCAUCAUCCAUUUAGGCUUUCAAAUGGCUGUAUUCCUCUUAUUGUGUUAGAUGUAAUAGUAGUUACAUCCAUGAUGCUCUACUGUAAAAAAAAAAAA